Molecule: messenger RNA, 2571 nt
Organism: Microthlaspi erraticum
Lineage: Eukaryota; Viridiplantae; Streptophyta; Magnoliopsida; Brassicales; Brassicaceae
Source: the annotation of a GenBank genome assembly
AUGGUUUUUGAGAAUCUUAGCUUCACAGUACGUUCAGGCAAGACUUUUGCAUUUGUCGGUCCAAGUGGUUCAGGGAAAAGCACAAUCAUAUCAAUGGUUCAACGUUUCUAUGAGCCCAAGUCAGGGGAGAUUCUCUUGGAUGGGAAUGACAUUAAGAGCCUGAAACUGAAAUGGUUGAGAGAACAGAUGGGACUAGUGAGUCAAGAACCUGCAUUAUUCGCCACAACCAUAGCUUCCAACAUUCUUCUUGGUAAAGAGAAUGCGAAUAUGGAUCAGGUCAUAGAAGCUGCUAAAGCAGCCAAUGCAGAUUCUUUCAUUAAAUCAUUACCAAAUGGUUACAAUACUCAGGUUGGAGAAGGAGGAACUCAGCUCUCUGGAGGACAGAAACAGAGGAUUGCGAUUGCUCGGGCGGUUCUAAGAAAUCCAAAGAUAUUACUCUUAGAUGAAGCAACGAGCGCUCUUGACUCCGAAUCAGAGAAGGUUGUUCAGAAAGCACUUGAAAAUAUCAUGGAACAAAGAACAACAAUCGUCGUUGCACACAGAUUAACCACCAUCCGAAACGUUGACAAGAUUGUUGUGUUGAGAAAUGGCCAGGUUAUGGAAACCGGUAGCCACUCAGAACUGAUAUCUAGAGGAGGAGAUUACGCAAAUCUUGUGAAUUGCCAAGAGACAGAACCUCAAGAAAACCCUAGAUCAAUUAUGGCGGAAACUUGUAAAUCUUCUAAUUCAAGAAGAGUUUCAAGCUCAAGGAGAACUUCAAGCUUCAGGGAAGAACAAGAGAUCAGGACAGAAGAUGAUUCAAAUGAGGAAGGUGUAAGCUCAUCUUCAAUGAUAUGGGAACUUAUAAAGCUGAAUGCUCCAGAGUGGCCAUAUGCAUUACUUGGCUCAAUUGGUGCAAUUCUUGCUGGUGCACAAACUCCACUAUUCUCCAUGGGGAUUACUUUUGUGUUAACCGCAUUUUAUUCUCCUACUCCUAACUUGAUAAAGCGUGAUGUCGAAAAGGUAGCCACUGUCUUUGUAGGAAUUGCAAUUGUAACAGCUCCUAUAUAUCUCCUCCAACAUUACUUCUAUACACUUAUGGGAGAGCGUCUUACUUCCCGGGUUCGCUUAUCCUUGUUCUCAGCAAUUCUUUCGAAUGAGAUUGGGUGGUUUGAUUUUGAAGAGAACAACACUGGCUCGCUCACUUCAAUCUUGGCUGCUGAUGCAACUUUGGUGAGGAGUGCUUUAGCGGAUCGUUUCUCCACAAUAGUCCAAAACUUGUCUCUUACCAUCACAGCAUUAGCACUUGCCUUUUUCUACAGUUGGCGUGUCGCAGCCGUUGUAACUGCUUGUUUUCCUCUUCUCAUUGCCGCUUCACUAACCGAGCAACUGUUUCUCAAAGGCUUUGGAGGAGAUUACACAAAGGCUUACUCUAGAGCAACGUCAGUAGCACGUGAAUCUAUUGCGAAUAUAAGAACUGUCGCUUCGUUUGGUGCUGAAAAGCAAAUCUCGGAACAGUUUUCUUGUGAGCUAAGCAAACCCACCAAGAAUGCCUUUCUCAGAGGCCAUAUCUCUGGAUUUGGAUACGGUUUGUCUCAGUUUCUCGCGUCCUGUUCCUACGCUCUUGGUCUCUGGUAUAUCUCGGUUUUGAUUAAGCAAAAGGAGACGAAUUUCGCGAAUAGUAUCAAAUCUUUCAUGGUGUUAAUCGUCACGGCUUUCUCGGUAGCGGAAACGCUUGCUUUAACCCCAGAUAUCGUGAAGGGCACGCAAGCACUCAGUUCAGUUUUUAGGGUUUUAAACAGAGAAACUGAGAUACCUCCGGAUCAGCCUAACUCAAGACUAGUCACUCAGAUCAAAGGAGAUAUAGAGUUCAAACACGUAAGCUUUGCGUAUCCUGCAAGACCCGACAUCGCCAUUUUCCAAAACCUAAACCUCCGAGUUUCACCCGGGAAAAGUCUUGCGGUCGUGGCACCUAGUGGUUCGGGAAAGAGCACGGUGAUCGGACUGAUUAUGAGAUUCUACGAUACAGAAAACGGUACUCUCUGCAUCGAUGGGCAGGAUAUAAAAACCCUAAACCUACGUAGCUUGCGCAAGAAGCUAGCGUUAGUACAGCAAGAACCAGCUCUGUUUUCAACAACCAUACACGAGAACAUCAAGUACGGGAACGAGAACGCGUCGGAGGCAGAGAUCAUCGAGGCUGCCAAAGCAGCGAACGCGCACGAUUUCAUAAGCAAGAUGGACGAAGGUUACAAGACGCACGUAGGUGAUAAGGGCGUGCAGUUAUCAGGUGGUCAGAAACAGAGAGUGGCUAUCGCUAGGGCGGUUCUGAAAGAUCCUUCAGUGCUUCUCCUUGAUGAAGCAACGAGUGCUUUGGACACGAGCUCGGAGAAACUGGUCCAAGAGGCGCUAGACAAGCUGAUGAAGGGACGAACAACUGUGUUGGUGGCUCAUAGGCUCUCGACCAUAAGAAAAGCAGACACCAUCGCUGUCUUGCACAAAGGAAGAGUUGUGGAAAAAGGAAGUCAUAGAGAGCUUGUCUCCAAACCUGAUGGCUUUUAUAAACAGUUGACAAGUCUUCAACAAGUGGUCUGA